CAACUGACAUAUUUGCACAUCCCCAACUUGAUGUUGGAACGCGAGUCGAGCCGAGUUAACCCCUGCUGUCUGCCUCCAUGACGGUAGUCCAUCUGAUUCUCUCGCUAUCGCAAUCGGGCUCUUCGGCACUUACGCCUUGGCAACGUAGCUGCGGCCAUUUAGGAUAUUGGCCAUGUGUUGUACUACAUGACCUUACAAGUUGAGGCCGAUGGGUCUGCAUUGCGCUCCGCCCAAGGGAUCGAUUGCGAUCUCCUGAGAUAGUCCUGCAGUAAUGUUCUGACUGGCCAAGAUGAUGCAGUAUCCCGGAAUUUGGCCCAGCAAUGAGUGUUGCAUCAUGUAUAAGAAGGUAAUGGUCGACCGCUUGGCCAGAGUCGCAUAAGAACACCCAUGCCUCUCUUCAUCACUCAAAUAUGCUCGUCCUUACUCUAUCUUUGGUCGCGCAUCUGGCAACCGCAUCUUGUACAACAAAUGUCUCUGAGAUACCAGUUACCACAUUAUCAGAAGGAGCACUUUGUGCUUGCCACCAACUAUCAAACACAUAUGGAAAUCUUACGCUCUUCGGUAACUCUUCUGGUUACGUAGAACGAAGCACUGAUUUCUGGGACAUUCGCUCUGACCUCUUACCGGAGUGUAUCUUUCUACCAAAUGACAAGGAUCAGGUCGCUCAUGCAGUCAGCACGUUUGCAUCUUGCGGUGCCCAGUUCGCCAUGCGCGGCGGGGGGCACAUGAACUUUCCUGGAUCGAACAAUAUUGAUGGUGGGGUCUUGCUUGCUCUCAGCAAUCUGAACACUGUCAAAGUAUCGCAGGACAACUCAACCGUCGAAGUUGGGCCAGGAAACCGUUGGGUUGAUGUCUAUGAGGCGCUAUCUCCCCAUGGCCUUUAUACGGUAGGGGGCAGGCUCAAGACCAUAGGAGUGGCGGGACUCGAACUUAUCGGCGGGUUUCACUACUUCAAUAACAAAUAUGGUAUGGCCAUGGACAACGUAGUCAGCUACGACGUAGUGCUUGGCAAUGGCACCCAGGUCGUGGCAAACUCGACCUCGAAUCCGGAUCUCUUCUGGGCCUUGAAAGGAGGGGCAAACAAUUUUGGUGUGGUCACCAAGUUUACUCUCAAGACCUAUCCGAUUCCGCUGGUGAGCACGACUGCUCAAAUUCACAACGAGUCUGCUGUGCCGGAUUUUAUCGCCGCUACAACCGCGUUCGCCCGUCAUGAUGACCCAGAUAUUGCAGCUGGCGCCGUGAUCAAUAUCAGUCUGAAUUUUACAACCGGAGCGCUCACGACUUUGCUCCUCGGUGUUCAAGAAAGUACAGAAUCACCACCGUCUAAGUUCGCUGAUUUCUCCGAUAUCCCAGCUAUAUCCUCUACCAGUGCAGUUCUACCUCCUGUUGAAUGGCACUCCCAAUUCGAAACACCGAAUCAGAUGUUCAGGGUCCAAUUCGCUCACAGAACAAUGAAGCCAGACACAGAGCAGCUUCAACGUAUCUACCAAGAUUGGAGGAGCAAAAUCGAGAUCCUCAGUGAUGUGGAAGGCCUAUUUGCGACCUUUGUCAUGAACCCAUUGCCGAAGAGUGCCUUGAGUGUUGCAAAAAACAACGGUGUUGGCAAUGUUUGGGGCCUUGAUGAUGACGAGUCUUGGAUACUAUGGCAAGUGGUCAAUACCUGGGACAACGCCAAAGAUGACUUACGAGUCACCAACUUCGCCCGUUCAUUCAUCGACUACUGGCAUCAGGAUAACCAAGACAAAGGCCUGUCUUCCGAGUUCAUUUACAUGGGCGACGCUGCAGAGUUUCAGGACCCCUUCCCUGGCAUGCCACUAAAGAAUGUGAACAGAAUGAAGAGCAUUAGGGCAGCGUACGAUCCGCUGGGUACUUUCACCAGACUCAACUGGGGUGGAUUUAAGCUCUCUCCCUAAGCACCUCGCCCUCCUCUUCAUUAAUUCAGGUUUACAAACAACCCUGCGGGCUGCUCGAGUUAUUUAUGGGCGAGACCAACUGCUUUACAAAGGCAAACUUAAAGCAGGAUGGUGUGACACUCUCAGGCAUACAUAAUACACUAUCUUCUAGCAUCAGCUGCAUAUAUUGGAGCAGCAUUUCUGAUCAUUACAUCAUCUUCACAUGAGCUCCAUAAUCUAAGCUUGCAUGUAUACUUAUUAGAGGAAAAGUGUCCCCAUUAUGAAAUCUAUCUAGGUUGGGAUGAAUUCUUGGCUUUAGAAUAACUUUAUCCAGACCAUUGCAGAUUAGCAAUUGGUCAUUUUGGUAUACCUAAGGAAUGGGUAACAUACUGAUUGAUCUCGAGUUGAAUUCAUUCGAAGAACCAAUGAUACUAUUAAACGUUUCUUGCAGAUGAGUGUUUGCCUUCAACCAGACUUAACUUCCCAGUUCCGUGACAGUUUGAU
Messenger RNA from Truncatella angustata, 2396 nucleotides. Its product is annotated as FAD binding domain protein. Gene Ontology annotation, molecular function: FAD binding. The transcript is spliced from 4 exons. The record is from RefSeq and is a predicted model, not a curated record. NCBI's taxonomy places the organism in Eukaryota, Fungi, Ascomycota, Sordariomycetes, Amphisphaeriales, Sporocadaceae. Bases 411 to 1913 code for a protein of 500 amino acids.